Messenger RNA from Trypanosoma brucei brucei TREU927, 1623 nucleotides. RefSeq names its product variant surface glycoprotein. Bases 1 to 1623 code for a protein of 540 amino acids. The record is from RefSeq and is a predicted model, not a curated record. Gene Ontology annotation, biological process: symbiont-mediated evasion of host immune response. NCBI's taxonomy places the organism in Eukaryota, Euglenozoa, Kinetoplastea, Trypanosomatida, Trypanosomatidae. The transcript has a single exon.
AUGAUGUUCGGCAAAGCAACUGGAGAAAAGAUUGAGCUGGCGAGCACAUCGGCGGCGAUAACCCUCCUUAUUUGCAUGUUGGGUACCCCUAGCGAGGUGGAUGCAACUGCAGGGCACGCUAUCAAGAGACAGCAUUGGGUUGCUAUUUUUGAACUAGGGCAGGAUGCAGAAAAGAUACCAGCUUUAGCACUGACAAACCUGAGGAGCGCUGCAAGCGUGGCCGAAGAUGCAUUCACGAAGCUACUAAGAGCGCUAAUUUACGCGCAAGCUAACCUCACUAGAAGAACCCUACCAAAGGAAAAGGCAGCAUGGUUUUUUUUGGGAGAAGAGGUCGCCGCUGGUCUAGCUUACUUCAAGGGCGGCAAAGCAGCAGCUGACAUAACAGCCGCCCGUAACGCCGGUAGGCUGCAGGGCGCCAUCACAGAAUUCAUUGAGCUCCACGCAGAGGGCUCAGACGGAACUAACGGCUGUCUCAGCGCAGAUGACGACGGGGGCAACCCGAUCAGCGGCAAGGCAACUUUCUCAGGCGCAACAACGGCAUGCAAAGCAAACUGGGAUGACGUAAAAGCAGCAUCAACAAGGCCAACAGUUAUCGCCGCCAACGGACUCGUAGGAAAACUGCAAAACGGAGUCGACCACGACAAUCUAGUAAACGGAGCGAAACAGUGCGAUAUAAACUCAGCGAAAACGACCUUCAAGCUGUCUGACGGGGCAAGCGACGGAACUAACGUGGGCACGCACAUACCGAAAAUGGCGGCAGGCAUAAUAACAGUGGGCACCACGGGACUCGAGAUACCAAGCAUGGCAAGCGUGGGACCGACGACUGGGCACCACGACUUCUUGAAAUCAAUAGUACAAGCAGCAAAGUGCGACCAACACAGACUGCAAAAAGCAGCAGUGGACACCCUGGCAGAGGCGCAGAAGGAACCGAGGUUCAAAAAGGCAACAAAAAUACACCUCCAAAACAAGAAAUCCGACGACCCCGAUGAUGAAGACUCCAGAGAGCGUGCGAUAAAGACGGCAUACGGCGACGACGACGGCAUGCGGAAGGUGCUUUACGCCCACCCAGAUGGCCAACCAAUCCCCAAAGCAGCACUAGGCACCGACGCCGACACAACAUUAGGCCAAAUCACGGACGUUGGUGAACUGAUGCGUUUGUACUUUUACUAUUCGGACUUGAACAAGCAGAAACUACUAGAAGCUGAGAAAAAACUUCAAGAAGUAGAAACCAAGACGGCUACAAAAUCAGCAGAAGACAAAGAGAAAGAAUGCAAUACCAAAGGGAAAGACAAAAAGGAAGAGUGUGAAAAACUAGCGAAAGAGGGGUGCGUUUUUAACACAGAAGCCAAAAAGUGUGAGUUGAAAAAAGAAGUGAAACCUGAGCUAGAAAAAGCAAACCAGGAAACAGGAAAGACAACAACAGAUAAGUGUGGCAUAGAAAAACCUCCUGAGGACUGCGAAAAAGUGCAAGGUACGAAACCCAAAGGAAAAAAUGUCGUUUGUGGUUGGAUUGAUUAUAUUGAUGGAAAGGGCAAAGUUGAGCCAGCUUGCCGCUCUUCUAGUUUUCUAGUCGACAAGAAACUUGCUCUUAUUUCUGCUGCAUUUGUGAGCUUGCUUUUUUGA